UUUUUAUGCGAACACUUGGUGAAAUCCGAGGAGUCACAGAGGAGCGUCUCAUCUUUCUUCCUCAGCAUCUUUUAUCCUCCUCCUCCUCCUCCUUCAUCAUCAUCAUCACAUCCUCCUCCUCCUCCUGUCUGAACCCCGAGCUCCAGCACUGCGGCUUUCCCUGGAACCCUUCAGUUCACGCUGCUUCCUCUCCGGACUGAGCUUUUCAUCCCGUCAACGCUGAUGAGUUUCACAUUCCUGCACACCUUCACGCAGAUGAGACGUGUGCAUGCUCUCUAAAAAUAAGAUAGGACUUAUCUGGUCACUCCUCAUGUUUCUGUGAGCCGGAGCGAUGGGACUCGGAUCGUCCAGCAGAUCCGCUGACAACCAACACAACGAAGAGGUCAACUUCGACCACUUCCAGAUACUGAGAGCUAUUGGAAAGGGCAGCUUUGGAAAGGUAUGUAUCGUGCAGAAGAAGGACACAAAGAAGAUGUACGCCAUGAAGUACAUGAACAAGCUCAAGUGCGUGGAGCGAAACGAAGUGCGAAACGUCUUCAAAGAGCUUCAGAUCAUGCAGAACCUGGAGCAUCCGUUCCUAGUGAACUUCUGGUACUCGUUUCAGGAUGAGGAGGACAUGUUCAUGGUGGUUGAUCUUCUGUUAGGAGGAGACCUGCGCUACCAUCUUCAGCAGAAUGUACAUUUUUCCGAGAGCACUGUGAAACUCUACAUCUGCGAGCUCGCUUUGGCGCUGAACUACCUGCGCAACAAACACAUCAUUCACAGAGACAUCAAGCCUGAUAACAUCUUACUGGAUGAACACGGUCACGCUCAUCUGACCGACUUCAACAUCGCUGCUAUAGUCAAAGACGAUUUAAAAGCCACAUCCAUCGCUGGGACAAAGCCAUACAUGGCUCCAGAGCUUUUCCAGACGUUUGAGGGAACGCACCCAGGAUACUCGUUUGCAGUGGACUGGUGGUCUCUGGGUAUAACAGCCUACGAGCUGCUCCGUGGACAGAGGCCGUAUAUAAUGCGCUCCAGCACGCCCACCGCAGAGAUCCUGCAGUCCUUCCAUAAAGUCCAUCCCUGCUAUCCAGCCGCUUGGUCAGUAGAGAUCAAGUCUCUGUUGAGGAAGCUGCUGUGUGUCGAUGCACAGAAGCGUCUCUCGUCUCUCUCGGAGCUGAAGGACACGGAGUGUCUCUCCGAUGUGAACUGGGAUGCGGUGCUUAGUAAACACGUCCCACCAGGCUUCAUCCCUAACAGACGGAGACUAAACUGUGACCCCACGUUUGAGCUGGAAGAGAUGAUCCUGGAGUCGAAGCCACUGCACAAGAAGAAGAAGAGAUUAGCGAGGAAGACGAGGGAUCAGGGCUCUGAUGGAUCUCCACAGAACGGUCAGCUCCAGCACCGCCUCGACUGCGUACAACGAGACUUCAUCGUCUUCAACAGAGAGAAGUUGCGGAAGACCAAAGCAGACACGGACUCGAGCAACAUGAACCUGAAAGAGGAGAACCGAGACCUCGAGGACGGACAGAACAACAACGUCACCAGCGCAGCGAGUUUAUCGAGUUAGAUUAGAGCUUUAAAUUGUUAAAUUAAAAAAAACCUUCCAAGGAAAGGAAGCUCAUCAACUCAAUCAACUCAGGCUUAGCGAGAGAGCUCCAGGAGCAGCCAGUGGAGGAUGUCUUUAUGAACAGGAAAACGCUACGCUGAGUCAGAUUCCGCUUUAUCUGAGGAAUCGAUGAGCUUAAGAUCAACUGAGAUGCAGAGUGGUGUAAAGAGUGCAGCUUAGAAAUCAAUCACUCCUGCUUAGUUUUUUAUUUUCUGUUUAUUUUCAUUCCUGCACUCUCGUGAAUGUAGAUGAGGAAGAAUCGUCGCGUCUGUAAUGUACGUAAAGAUCUGAUUGGUUAAGAGUAGCAUGAGGGGCGGAGUUACAGUAGCUGUAACUUCAUUCAAACACAUAUCAAACACAAAAACAUCACUUUCACUUGAAUGUAGAUUUUGCAAGAGACUGAGGUUAAAAAAAAAAAAAAAAAAAAAAACAUGGCGAGAUCCAGCUGAGCAGAUUGUGUCUUCUGUAAACGCCUGUAAACACUGCUUUUGUUUUUGAGUUUGUUUGAGCUUUGUGUGCGUUUCUAUCCUGAAUAGUGGCCUUACGCUUCACGCUUCACGCAAGUCGGGUCUGAAAGUCCGAACGCACCAGCAACUGCUUUCAUUUCAUCAGUUAUCAAACACUAAUGCAGCUUUAUAUGAAUUCAGCAACAUGAAUAAGGAAGCAGGAGAGUUCUUGUGACAUUCAGCACACAUCAGGCUGGAUUUAUCACACUGGAUUCACAGGAGAAUUUACAGAAGAAUCAAAAUAUUACAUAAAAAUCCAGUUAGUUGGGAAAAACAUUCGUAUCCUACACUUUCAUUCUAUGUCACUCGACUGAUUCGCUUCAAAUCACAUCCAUAAAUUAAGACAAAUAAGAUUAGCCGUUCAAUUAGGACAAAAGCAACGGCAUCUUAUACACGGAGGAAGGAUGCUGCAAAAAACAGCGUCUUAAUACUUAAUAUCUUGAAUAUAAUCAAAUUGAUCAAUUUUCAAAGAUUACAGUAAACCAAAUUUAAGAUUAUUAAGCCUAUUUCUAGAUAUUUAUACUCCUUUGAAGCUUGAACUUGUUUUGUUUUACAAUUUUGCUUGUUUCAUGCAUUUAUUACUAGAAAGAAGCAAAUGAUCUGCCAGCAGAAUUUGACAAUUUUAAGCUUGAAAUGAGUAAAAUGUUUAGAAAUAGGCUUGUUAAAUAAUAAUCUAUAAAAUAAAAUAAUGAGAAAUAAGAACUUUUCCUUUAUUGUUAACAGUGUGUGUGUUGUGGUAGCAGAUGAGCUGCAGUGGCUGAGCUGCAUUACUGGAACGUUUAGCACAUGCUGCGCUUAGGAGGCGCUCUUUCACCACUUAGUGGCCGUUUUGUCAUUUUCAGCUCUUUUAUUGAGUUUUGUGGGUUAAAUCAGCUGUGUAGCGAAUACGCUUGGUCCUUUACAUCUGAUUGGCGUUAAUCAGCGUCACGUGAGAACUGAAUUUUUGGUUCGGUUUGGCAAAAAGUUUUACACGUAGUUUACUAAACGAUUGUUAAAUGAGGCCCAAUAUUAUUGUGGACACUUCAGAUAAUCUAGAUUUGUGCCCAUAAACAGAUCGCAAUAUUUUGUAGACAUAUCUGUAUUUCAGCAGUCCAUCCAGAAGAGACCAGAAGUGUGUGUGUGUGUGUGUGUGUGUGUGUGUGUGUGUGUGUGUGUGUGUGUGCAGCUGUGAAAUGGUUGAUUUAGUCUUUGAUUUCUGAUAAAAUAAAGACAGUUCUUGCUGAUGCGCUCAGACUUUUAGCCCUGACUGUGUAUUUGCCUUACCUCAAUUCCAAAUGCACUUUAGAGAAGAGCUUCAGUUUUAUGGAUCUGUUGCUUAUUGGUGACGCUUUGCUAAUCGCCACCCUGCGUUCUAGUUACUGGUUUUCACACACCUUCUUUUACUUCUAUGACAUGACAACACACAACUGUGCACUUACACAAGGAGUAAGGUAAGGAGUGUGUAUGAGCAUGAACCUCAGCAGUGGGAACAGCACAGCUGAAGAGAUUUACACACGCUGUACUCAUCAAAAUACAAAAUACACACGUGAUCAAAUUUCAUUUUGAAAAGUUCGUUUAGUUUUUAGCAUUCAGAACAGCUCUUACGAUCGCGACAGGGAUUCCAACAAGGGGAAGUGGAUGAGGUGCAUCAGACGGUGUAUUGGAACGCAGCUGGCAGUGAACGCAGCUCUUUUCAUUUCAGGAAGCACAAAAAAGGGAAAAUUCACCGAGUGCUUUGUUUUAAUUUAUUCGAACUCAUUCACUGUUUCAUUAUUGUGAGGUAUUUGUGUUUGUCAGGUAUUUAAGUUAAGUGAGAAAAAGAGUGUUUACACGGGAUAAAAUGUCUACUAUGGAUGAGAAUGUGAAAGCUUUGCCAUAGAACAUUUAUAAUCUUUGUAAUAAAUUUUUUUUGACAACUCAAAUCAUUCCAAGUGUUCUUAUUCCUGACACUAAAGCACUGCAAAGAAAUAUAGAUUAUUAUUAUUAUUAUUAUUAUUAUUAUUAUUAUUAUUAUUAUUAUUAUUAUUAUGGUAAGAGAUCUUGUGAAGGUAUGGAAACUCCUGAGGUGAUGCCAAGUCAUUGCACAAUAUUCUAGUUUUUAAAACCUAUAAAGUGUUGCUAUGUAAAUGUUUCAGCGCCUUCUACAGGAUUCUGGAGCAGAACCUCUGCGUGUACUCAUAACCUGACUUUCAUGCUUUAUUACUGCAUUCAUAAUGAGAUGAGUUGGCAAACACAAAAAUGACGUGCUGUUUCAUGUUUAAUAAAAUAAUGAAAUCAGUUUGUUUUCCAAAAGUCAGUAGAUUCUUGAAGGACCAGCUCCAGAACACUUUUCCACCCACAGGAGAGCUGUCUGAACUAAUUUUCUGAUUUUCUUCUUAAUAAAGAUGCAAGCAGGCAAAACCUGGAGAAGAGGAAUAGUUUUACUGAAGCUUCAUGUACAUACACAGGUGCUGUCCAUUAAAUGUACAUUUCAACUGCCUACUCAAAAAGUCCUUUAUCUAAACAUGUACAGUUUGGGGCAGUCAUGGCCUAAUGGUUAGAGUCUCGGACUUGUAACCCGAAGGUGAACCUGAAGGUCUGACGACUGAGGUGAGACCCUUGAGCAAGGCACCGAACCGCGGCAAAAAAGGCUGCCCACUGCUCCGUGUGUGUGUGUGUGUGUGUGUGUGUGUGUGUGUGCGCACUUGGAUGGGUUAAAUGCAGAGCACAAAUUCUGAGUAUGGGUCGCUACACGUCACUUCACUCACUCACUCAUCUUACCCAGGCAGAUAAACCUGUUUCCUGGCAAACACAUUCCUGUUCACAACAGAUGGAUUGUAAGGUGGUUUUCAUUAACACAUGGAUCUUGAGAACUGUUUAACAUGCACCACUAAGUCUGAAAAGCCUUAAUCUACACAGCAUGAUGAUAUGAAGUAAGAAGAGCUAUAAUGAAUUUGAUUAUAUUCAAGAUAUUAAGUAUUAAGACGCUGUUUUUUGCAGCAUUCUUCCUCCGUGUAUAAGAUGCCGUUGCUUUUGUCCUAAUUGAACGGCUAAUCUUAAUUGUCUUAAUUUAUGGAUGUGAUUUGAAGCGAAUCAAUCGAGUGACAUAGAGUGAAAGUGUAGGAUACGAAUGUUUUUCCCACCUAACUGGAUUUUUAUGUAAUAUUUUGAUUCUUCUGUAAAUUCUCCUGUGGACGAUUUACAAAUAAAUGUAUGAAUGUCACAAUAACUCUCCUGCUUCUUUUUUGAAAUGUUUCUCAUAAAGCCAGACAUAUGGCUUUGGACUACACAAUCACACACACAUGCAUACACACGAAAACCUACUGGUCUUCUCGUCUCAUGCCACUUCCACAGAAGUGUUGAGCAACAGCUCAGUGCACUAAAACCCAGCGUUAUCUUCCCAAGAAAGGACCCUCCUCUCACAAAAACAGGUUAAAGGUUGCAAACAAGAGAGAAGGCAGGAGGACUGGAGCUUAUCAGUGCGAAAUAAAAAAUAAAAAUAAAAAAAAAAAGAGAUGAACAUAGAAAUGGCAUUUUGUAUUUACUGUAAGAAACAAAAUUACAUAAAUGUUUUUGUGAACAGAACUGAUGUUUCAUUGGCCUUUUAGACCUCAACUUAUGGCUGUUUCCUGUUCUUGGUUUUGUGCUGUUUUUUUAUUUCUGCAAGAACACUUUCCAAAGAAUAAAUCAAGGAUAAAGAGUUCAUGUUGCUCAACUGAUAAAUGAAACAAUACACACAACAAUAUACAAUACAACAAUACACAAUAAAAAAAACAAAAUGAACACAGGAAACACCUACAAGUUCAAGUCUAAAAGGUCAACAAGUGCUAUUAGUAAAAUUCUUUCUAUAAUUUAGAUGGUGUUACCAGCAUGGAUGUUACAUUAAUAAACAUUAUCUCUUCAUGCAGCUCAUGUUCAGAGCUCAACACAGCAAUUACACAGAAGCAAGACUGUAAAAACAUUUCAUUAUUUUUGCUUGAUCUCAGUGCAAAGAUUUUGGAAGUUAAAAACAUGAAGGAAUGUGAAG
This is a messenger RNA of Pangasianodon hypophthalmus (striped catfish), 6082 nucleotides long. RefSeq names its product serine/threonine kinase 32A (gene stk32a). The transcript has 14 exons. Gene Ontology annotation, biological process: regulation of signal transduction; G protein-coupled receptor signaling pathway; protein phosphorylation. Gene Ontology annotation, molecular function: ATP binding; G protein-coupled receptor kinase activity; G protein-coupled receptor binding. The record is from RefSeq and is a predicted model, not a curated record. NCBI's taxonomy places the organism in Eukaryota, Metazoa, Chordata, Actinopteri, Siluriformes, Pangasiidae. The coding region runs from base 332 to 1552 and encodes 406 amino acids.